UUUUAAGUGAAUGUUUUGAUGAAUUUUUAGGAACCUAUCGGUACCAAAGAUACCCAGUGUCUCCCAGCUUCAUUAAGAAUGAAAACAAUCCUGGAACAAACGUGGAACAAAGUGAAGUGUGGCCGCUGAGAAGGUUUCUGGUUGUGUUUGGAGCAAAUGGCAGAGCGGGAGCUGACGGCGGGAUGCAGCACCGACGUGUCGGUCAGCUUCGCCGAGUCUUUGCACGUUUAUCCGGGACUGCUGACUGUAGCUACAGUGUGCGGGGCUCUGUCAGGUAUAUUAGCUGCUGCUCUGUUAUAUGUCUUCUGCCUGAAGCCUUUACUGCUGACCACACAGGGUUACAAUGCAAGGAGACUGUUUGAACCCGAUGACGGGGGUUUUGACAACAAUCAAAGUGACAACAACAGCAGAAAGGAGGCUCCGAGUGGCACCGCGAAUGAUAAAGAGAAGAAGCAGCCCAUGAACAGUGAUGUGGCUGCAUUUGCAUCCAGAGCAAAGGUGGUUUACCCCAUCAACCAAAAAUACAGGCCUUUAGCAGAUGGUGCGUCCAACCCUUCAUUGCAUGAGCACUCCAAGUUACCAUCAGUGCCUAAUGAGGAAUCCUCUUCAGCUGCUGGAGAGUCUCUAAGCCAAGAACGCGAUAAUGAUGACAGCAGUCAUUUCAUCUCCUCAUCAGUGGUCCCAAAGAGCCUCCAGAACCAGAGCGUCACCAGAGUUUCCCACUACCCUCAAACGCUGACGCUAACAGGUUUUGAAGGACGAAUCAGUCUUUACUGUCUGGCCCUGCGGGAUAUACAACAACAUUAUGACCAGCUUCAGGAAGAAAAAUGUGUGUUGUUUCUUGAAAUGGUGAAAAUAGUGCUCAGAUGUAAUCUUUCAAAAGACAAAAAGGAGGCUGAUGUGUCCCGUGUUCUUCAAAUGCAAGAAAAGCAACUAGAUGAACUGAAGAAACAAUUACUAACAGGCCAGAGAGCUAGUGAGAAGAUUGAUGAUGCUCCUUGUACUAUGGAGGAGAUUGAGAGAGCUCAGAAAGAUCAUCUUGAACACAGUCUUCAAAUGUCCAAAGGUUUCAGUCAGCAGGUGGAGGACUUGUGCCAACAUCUGCUGAAGAACACCAGCAUUUUUUCUCCAGAUGAAGCCCAGGUUGUAAUUACCUCCCUUGUCAAGAAUCUUCUGUUGGUAGAGAACUUGCUGAUGAAUGUACAGGAAACAGACCUGAUAAGGACACAACAGAAGGUGCUGUGGUGGGAAGAGUUGAGAGGACUUCUUCAGUCCCAGCCUGCCAUGCUCAGACAAGAGGUGUGUCUGAGGUUGGGUUUGAUAACAAACAUACUUGAGCAGCUGACGAGUGAUGACCUCUUGAGCUUUAGUUCCAUGGAAAAAGUCCUUUCAGAUGUUCAGACCACACUGACUGAUGGACUUCAACAGUGCACUGAGGAAUGCACGAGGAAGCUAAAGGAGCUGGUGAAUAUGAAAUGCAGCAAAAUAGAGAGUAAGCAGAAGAAGUUUCUGAAAUGCCAGAUCAAAGAAAAGAGCCGUUUCCUGGAACUAUCACAGUCUCACAAUGACCUAGAGGAAUUCACCAAGAUGUACCAGGAGCUGCUGAUGAAACACAAGCAGCAGAUUUCUGAGUUGCAGAUGCAGCAGGAUGACAGUUUGGCUGAAGUGCUCUGUGAUCUUUGGACGAAACUUCGUACCUCCUGGUCAAAGAGGUUUGGCGAGCUGUCGAAGGACACCUUUUUCACUUGUGUCCAUGGCCAUUCAGAGGUGUCAGCCGAGCACUGUGAGAAGCUGUGGUUGGAUCUAGAACAGCAGCUGGCUGCACAGCUGCAGCAGGCGGAGGGUGUGACCAAACAGCACCUGGAGGACAUGACGGCUCAGCUGUUUAAAGAUGUACAGGUUUUAAGUGAUGAGACAGCUGUAAUGUUGGCUUGUCUCAAACACUUGAGUGAAGAACAGAUGAAGAUCCUCCGAGCCAUGGUGGUCAGACAGAGCUACGCACUCAACAGUCUAGUGGGGAUGCUGUUAGAGAAGAAACAUGAGCACCUGUUGGUGGCGAUGCAGCGAUGUUUUAUUGUCAGGCACUUCUCUCUGCACUUGCUGAAGGAGAUGAGGCUAUCCAAGCUGAAGGUACUCUGUCAGACUGAUGUCACGGCUGUGCUCACAGAAGAUCCCAGUAACAGCCAGCAAUGUGCCAGUGCCACUUUAAAGAACAGUACCACCAGCUUAGCUGAGAAGCAUCUGGGUCCAGAGAGUCAGCUGCUGACACACACCUUCCAGCAGGAGUUUCUCUCUGAACUAGAAACUGGGACAGAGCUUCUGCAGACUCAUGCACAGCUGGUGUUGGGAAACGCCCUCAGUCAUGCCAUCCGACAGAUGAUGCAGACCUCACAUACUGGUUCACAAACCUAUCCUGGACAGAAUAAUGGACUAAAGUGCCGUCUGAUAGAGGCUGUCUCAGAGAGUGUGUAUGUGACCAGAGAUUCACUUUCUGCACUGGUCCAAAGCUACUAUUCCCACCUGCACAACAUCACCAGAAACCUACAGCAUGAAUUGUCAAACAUUACACAGGAAGAGGAGAAGCAAGAUGGCAGCAAUGAGCUGAACAAAGUGCUGCUGAGGGAGCUGGUAAAGUGGGGAAAGAAACCUGUGUCUGCCGAGUUUCAACAAAGGGUUGCACUCCAAAAAAGAAGGGUGUUGGAGCAUUGUGACUUGGAACAGAAGACAAGAUAUGAGGAACUGAGAAACAAAAAAGUCACCCUGGAUCAGACUUUGGACAGAGUGAAAGUACAGCUCUUGGAGGCAGAAGAAGCUUUUAUAAGUGAGCUAUCAGCCUUGGCUCGGGUUGCUCUCCACACUCCUGAUCCAGAUUCCAGUGGUCAAGAGGACAAUGGUAAUGAGGGUGCUACUGCUACCAUAUUGGACCUGCUAGCCCGGAACCCAGCAUUAGAUCCAAACUUAAAUCCUUCACUGACUCCAACUGUUGUAACCCCAGCAAUUAAAUCUACAACAAAAAAGAAAAGAGAAUGUGAAUCUCACCACAGCUGAAAACCUUACAAUGUGUUUGUAUGUAGGUGUACAGUGAUGUCUUUUUUGUAAAAUUUAAACAGUAUUCCUUUUUGUAAUGGUUCACAGCUUUCUGAAUGAGAAGCACUACUUGUCUCUAGGUAACAAUAUUAUUCUUAGAUAUUUCUGAUCCAGUGUUUUCAUUUAGUAGAGCAUUCCAUCAUUUAAAUUCUUCUGUUAAAAUUUUAUACUAUGUGUGUUGUGCUGUAAGUAUGUUAUUGCUGUGUUAUAAAAUUAAUGGGAUGUACUUUGUUCCCAAUUUGAUUGCUUUGUUGACAGAAAAUGGUCACUUUUCA
Messenger RNA from Thalassophryne amazonica, 3362 nucleotides. RefSeq names its product ellis-van Creveld syndrome protein (gene evc). The record is from RefSeq and is a predicted model, not a curated record. The coding region runs from base 157 to 3048 and encodes 963 amino acids. Gene Ontology annotation, biological process: smoothened signaling pathway. The transcript has 20 exons. Lineage: Eukaryota; Metazoa; Chordata; Actinopteri; Batrachoidiformes; Batrachoididae.